This is a messenger RNA of Platichthys flesus (European flounder), 1699 nucleotides long. RefSeq names its product V-set and transmembrane domain containing 2A (gene vstm2a). The transcript has 5 exons. NCBI's taxonomy places the organism in Eukaryota, Metazoa, Chordata, Actinopteri, Pleuronectiformes, Pleuronectidae. The record is from RefSeq and is a predicted model, not a curated record. The coding region runs from base 415 to 1116 and encodes 233 amino acids.
CGGCGCAUUUUUGAAUCAAGCGGUCAAGGUGACAGCGGUGCGCCGGCGGAGGACUGGAUAUGCAGAGGUGUGCGGAGCGUGCGGAUUCCACAGUGAUCCACUAGACUGACGUGUCUACACCGCAGCACCGGCUAUUCAACAGACCUCAGUGCAGCCGAGCAGUCGACAUCCUCUCCUGCAGAGAGAGACACAGAGGAGCAGAGGGGGAAAUAAAGAAUAACGAAACAACUUCAGCACCGACGAGCUGUGCUUUUGCAGCAUGUUACACAUUCGGCAAUCUCCGUUUAAACAAAUCCGCUCAGCGACUGUUUGACUUUUGCUGGUGUGUUGGCUUAUUUUUCAUUUGCAGUGGAACGAUUCGUAUUUUUCAUCCAACGGCUGAUGUAAAAAAAUCAUUCCCUCUACAUUGGAAAGAUGUGGACCUCUCAUGAUACUGUUGGAUUUGUUUUCUUAACCGGUUUUUGUGUGCAAUUCGGAUUCUCCUUCGAAGGUCGCUUCACGGAUCUGCCCUCCAACAUGACGGUUAAAGAGGGACAAAACAUAGAAAUGGCGUGCGCGUUCCAGAGCGGAACUACGUCUGUGUAUUUGGAGAUCCAGUGGUGGUUCGUGAAAACGCCGGAGCCAACUGACAGCGAGGAUGUCGUCGAUACUGAAGAGAUGGAGAUGAUACCAGAACCUGAUCCUGAUGAUGAGGGGACAAAAAUAAGUACAGUGAAGGUCCAGGGCAACGACAUCUCACACAAGCUGCAGAUGUCCAGAGUGAGCAAGAGUGACGAAGGGCUGUACGAGUGCCGAGUGACGCGAGCUAACUACGGGGAGAUUGUGGAGUACAAGGUCCAAGCCUGGCUGAAGGUCAACACCACGGCCAGACCCCGGCGACCACUGACACCUCCCAAGAAGAGCUCGCCACUGCACCUGACGGACAAGAAGCCAAGAAAGUCCAACUCACCGCAGGACAGCAUGAGCUCAGACCAGAGGGUGUCCUCCACCUCCACCUCUCACACAUCCUCCAAUACAGUUCAACAGAACCCAAGCUCAGGUACAAGAAUAUUAUCCAGCUGUGGGCUGACUGUCCUCCUCCUGGCGUGCGGUUUGGUGAGGGGUGCCUUGUUGUAAUUUGAAGAACUGACGUGAUUUGCUCCAAGAUAUAUCUCUCUCUCUCUCUCUCUCUCUCUCUCUCUCUCUCUCUCUCUCUCUCUCUCUCUCUCUCUCUCUCUCUCUCUCUCUCUCUCUCUCUCUCUCUCUCUCUCUCUCUCUGUUUGCUCCCAAAGUGAACAAGAAAAUUGCCUGUUUUACUUUCCCUCGCCCCACCACACGGACAGCACAGUCGAAUCCUCAUUUCCCAGCCACCACUGCUCUUGCACCCAGCACAUUGUUAUUAGCCAGUGUAAACACCAGUCACCUUUAAGCCAGUUGGAUUACCUUUUUGUACAGACGUCGACCCGACACCAUCUGAGGUGAAGUGCUCUGGUGUGGAAACGGACUCUGUAUCAUACUGGACGAUGGAAGAUUGACUCUGUUAUGGUUUCAAAGUUCCAGUUCAUGUGUUCAUUGCUCAAAAGUGAACAAGAAAAAAGGGGAAUAUUUAUCUGUGUAAUAAAUAUGAUUCCAGAUAUGCAUAUAUAUAUCUGUUUUAGUUGAAACACCUAGAAUUAACUGUAUUUGCUGUAUACGUAGCUGACACUCUCGUGAUAGGCCA